This is a messenger RNA of Nyctereutes procyonoides (raccoon dog), 6031 nucleotides long. RefSeq names its product solute carrier family 36 member 4 (gene SLC36A4). The record is from RefSeq and is a predicted model, not a curated record. Lineage: Eukaryota; Metazoa; Chordata; Mammalia; Carnivora; Canidae. Gene Ontology annotation, cellular component: vacuolar membrane. The transcript has 12 exons. Gene Ontology annotation, biological process: amino acid transmembrane transport; L-alanine transport. Gene Ontology annotation, molecular function: L-proline transmembrane transporter activity; L-alanine transmembrane transporter activity. The coding region runs from base 67 to 1623 and encodes 518 amino acids.
UGUCGCGGGCCACGCAGCGGCGGGGGAGCGCGCUCGGGGCGGCGGCGUCCUGGAGCCCCCCGAGGGAUGGAAGCGGCGGCGCCGGCGGCGGCCGAGGCGGCGGGGCGCGAGGAGCUCGAUAUGGACGUAAUGAGGCCCUUAAUAAAUGAACAGAAUUUUGAUGGGACAUCAGAUGAAGAGCAUGAGCAAGAGCUCCUUCCUGUUCAGAAGCAUUACCAGCUUGACAAUCAAGAGGGUAUUUCAUUUGUGCAAACUCUUAUGCAUCUUCUUAAAGGAAAUAUUGGAACUGGCCUUUUAGGGCUUCCACUGGCAAUAAAAAAUGCAGGCAUAGUGCUUGGACCAAUCAGCCUUGUGUUUAUAGGAAUUAUUUCUGUUCACUGUAUGCACAUUUUGGUACGGUGCAGUCACUUUCUGUGUCAGAGGUUUAAAAAGUCAACAUUAGGUUACAGUGACACUGUGAGUUUUGCUAUGGAAGUAAGUCCUUGGAGUUGUCUUCAGAGGCAGGCAGCAUGGGGACGGAGUGUGGUUGACUUUUUUCUGGUGAUAACACAACUGGGAUUCUGUAGUGUUUAUAUUGUCUUCUUAGCUGAAAAUGUAAAACAAGUUCAUGAAGGAUUCCUGGAGAGUAAAGUGUUUCUUUUGAAUAGUACCAAUUCAUCAAAUCCAUGUGAGAGAAGAAGUAUUGAUCUAAGGAUAUAUAUGCUUUGCUUUCUUCCAUUUAUAAUUCUUUUGGUCUUCAUUCGUGAACUAAAGAAUCUAUUUGUGCUGUCAUUCCUUGCCAACAUUUCCAUGGCUGUCAGUCUUGUGAUAAUUUAUCAGUAUGUUGUUAGGAAUAUGCCAAAUCCCCACAACCUUCCAAUAGUGGCUGGUUGGAAAAAAUACCCACUCUUUUUUGGUACUGCUGUGUUUGCUUUUGAAGGCAUAGGAGUGGUCCUUCCACUGGAAAAUCAAAUGAAAGAAUCAAAACGCUUUCCCCAAGCAUUGAAUAUUGGCAUGGGAAUUGUUACAACUUUGUAUGUAACAUUAGCUACCUUAGGAUAUAUGUGUUUCCGUGAUGAAAUAAAAGGCAGCAUAACUUUAAAUCUUCCCAGGAUGUAUGCACUUGUGUUUGAGCAUGAAUGCCACAUCAUUGUAAGAUCUUCCAGGUUAUAUCAAUCAGUGAAAAUUCUAUAUUCCUUUGGCAUCUUUGUGACAUAUUCAAUUCAGUUCUAUGUUCCGGCAGAGAUCAUCAUUCCUAUGAUCACAUCCAAAUUUCAUGCUAAAUGGAAACAAAUCUGUGAAUUUGCAAUAAGGUCCUUCUUGGUUAGUAUUACAUGUGCUGGAGCAAUUCUGAUUCCUCGUUUAGACAUUGUGAUUUCCUUCGUUGGAGCUGUGAGCAGCAGCACAUUGGCCCUGAUCCUACCACCUUUGGUUGAAAUUCUUACGUUUUCUAAGGAACACUACAAUAUAUGGAUGAUCCUGAAAAAUAUUUCUAUAGCAUUCACUGGAGUUAUUGGUUUCUUCUUAGGUACAUAUGUAACUGUUGAAGAAAUUAUUUAUCCUACUCCCAGGGUUAUAGCUGGCCCUCCACAAAGCCCUUCUCUAAAUUUGAAUUCAACAUGCUUUACAUCUGGUUUGAAAUAGUGGAAGCAGAAUUAUGAGUCUUUUCCUUUUGUCUUAAUUCUGAAAAUGAUGAAAAUAAGAACUAGUAGGCUACAUUGCCAUAAACUUAAAAAUAGAACCAAAUUUUCUUUUGGCACGUAAUGGUAUUUCAGUAGUAAGCUUUCUGGUAAGUAAUUCUUUACCAGUAGUGGUAAACUAUGACAGAUUUUUUAUUUUGGGUAUUAGCAAUAAUUUUUAAAAAUUUAGUUUUGAAAAUUUUUUAAAUUAAAAAAUUAAAAUAUAGAAAACUUAAAGAAUAAAAAGAUUUCCAUUAUGCUUCAUUCAAUCAGAAAUACACCGAGAUUCUCUUUUACACCCAUGCUUCUCUUUCCCCACCCAGUUGAGAAGAGAACAGGGUUCUGUCAGUAAAGGAAUCAAAGAAGAACAUAGUUAACAAAAAUCUUCUCACUAUCUAGGUGAAUGUCAAAGUGUACUUUGUGUAUAACGUGAAAAUGUCUUAAUCAUGUUUUUAUUAAAAAGCAAAAUACCUAUGAUUUGUCCCUGGAAGGAUAGAAAACUCAUUAACCUGGAUGCAAGCAUCAGAAAUCCCUACAACCAGAAUUAUUCUUCCCUAGUCUGUGAUGGUAAUUGAUCUGCACAAUGAAAACUCUGAGAUACUGUGCGAGAUCCUGACUUAGUGUCUCAGUCAAAUUUGAAAGAGACUUUAAGGCUUAUCUAACACAAUUCCCUUAUUUUUUACCUGAAGAAAUUGAGCCAGAAAGGUUAAAUAACUUGGUCAAGACAACUUAGCUUUGAGAUCAAGCAAGAGAACCUGAUCUUUUGACUCCAAGUCCAGGAUUUUUUAUUUUUCACAUCAUACCAAGGAAAAGAAUAAGUUAUGUCCAGUUUAGACUUUAGCAUUGCAUCUAUUUAAUUAUAUUUUAAUAUUUGGAAAGCCAGUGAUCUUUGAAUAGGACACAUGACCUGACUAUAAAAUCAGAGAACUCUAAAAAGCAUUGCAUUACAGCCAUAUCAACCCCAACAAGAGAAAGAAGUUUGUUCAGUUUUAAAGAUUAGAAACCACUUGCUGGUUUAACUGCUGGCUAGUAGAAGGUACUCAGCUAUUCUGUUUGUGGCUCCAACCCUUCUAAUUAGUUCUUUUCUUUUCAGGUUUUGUAGUCACUGUCUUUCUCAAUGGCAGAAAAUAGGUAUCUGACAAAAUACAGGAUUUGUUUAUUCCUUCCAGCCCUGUGGCUUUCUUAUCAUAGCCUCUUACUAAUCUAAAUGGGCAGAAUUAAAAAAAAAAUAAAUUUAUGCAGAGGAAAAAUUGAGACAAUAAUAGACUACUAAAUCUUGAGACACUCCAGGUUUCUUCUAGAGAAAUACCUUUUAUUACUCCAUAUUUGGCAGGCUCAGUUAUUAACCAAAACAAUCUCAGUUGACAUGGAAGAUGAAAAUUUUUAAGUUUAAAACAUUAAGAAUCUUGACUUUUUAAAAGAUUUGUACUUUAACAUACAUUGGACUUUUUAAUCAGAUUGGUUGUACUCUAAUUUGUAAUAUAUUAAGAUAUCAUCGAGAUCACUGUAGUAUAUGUAUUGUGUAUUUUUAUAUAUAAAUGCUAACUUAGUUCAAGUAUUUUUUGCUUUGCAUCAUUAAUGAAUCAAGUACAAUUCUAACAAAGUAUCAGAAGCUUUAUUUUUGUACAAAUUCAUAAGACUCAAACUUUUUUUAAACACUUACAUUAGAUAUCACCAAUAAUUGUGAUACUUUUAUAUCAAAGCCAUUAUGUUAAACUUUUAGUCAUACUGAGAGAAUGUGGAAGAAGUUAGAGGAAAAGUGAUUGUCAUUGACUGUUAGAUAAUCGUGUUUCUAAGAAUAAAUUAGAUUUUUUAAAAUAUAUAACUUGGUAUAAAAUGACUUAAAAACCAUUAUUUAAUAGAAAGCACUAUUAUUUUGUCAGCUGUCAUCAGAUAUUUCUAGUCUAUGCAUGAAAUUUUAUUUUUAUACUUUGACAUGUUUAUUUUCCUUAUUAAUUCAUCAAAUUCAGUGAAUUUUGAAUAGUUGAUCAUAGCAAUAAAUAAAUUUUAGGUUCAGCAUGAACAAAAUGUUGAGUGCAUUAUCAGCCAGGCUUCCUUAUGCAGCAAUUGCUGAUUCGACAGCCAAUACUUAGUCCUCUAGAUUAUUGAUACUUUAAAUACAAGAGAAAAGUUGAAAUCAUGAAAAAGGGAACUAAAAGGGGAGAGAGGUUAGUUUUCAUUCUUAACAAAAAAACUAUUUAGAUGUAAAGUAUAAAUACACCUUUAAAGAUUGUUGAUGAUGUAUUUUAGUUGCAAAAAAUUCAGUAGCAAUAUUUUUCCUCUGAAAAUUGAGUUUUAAUGAAUCAGACAUUUCCUAAAGAUUUUUGGAGAAGAUAUUUUGAUGAGACCAGCUGUUGCUUUUAUUUUGGGGCCUGGAGAAAUGAAAGCAAUUGUACCUGUCAAAUUGUGUAUCUGGUAUCUUGGUCUAUUACAUUAUGGCUAAGAUGACUUCAGCAUUUCAUUUGCCACAAUGAAGAACCCUGUUUCCUGAGAGCUAAUCAGGUGCCUGAGAGCCUUUCUAUCACUGGGGUAGGGGAGAGAAGGGAAAGCUUCUUUUAGCUCUGCUGACCUCUGUUUGAAGUCAGUCAUCAUUAGUCCCUUACAUUUCAAAAGGGUUUUGCCAGUUUCAGAGUCAACUUGUCAAAACACUGGUUUUCAGAUACUUUUUAAUCAGAGGAUCUUCUUUUUCCCACAUGGUCAGAUUUCUCCACAUUUAAAUAAGAACUAGUUUUUUUUUUCUUGGUUAAAGACCCAAUUUGUAUGAUGUUAUCAAAUAAAAAAGUGUACUGGAUUAGAAAAUGCCACAUUAUGUUUAAUUCUGUCCCUGCUUGAUUCUCCUUUCUUAAAACUAUUUCUGCCUCUCAUCUAGGCACUGCACUUAACGUUUUUAUAAGGAUUUUAUGCAAUGUGCAUGUUGUAAAUUUCCUAACAGGGCCUAAUUUCAUUCAGUAUUUUCAGAAUAGUUACAGGAAAGCUGUCUAACUGCAAAGACUAUACAAAUAUUAAUAGAACUGUUAAAGUUCCACAUUAGUGCCAUUUCUAGCUGUGGCAAAGCACAGGUCUUACUGUAGCUUACCUGUGGCACUUCUUCACUGUGUCAGCCAAUACAGCAUCUGAAUAGUACAUUUGUUUACUGAUAGUAUAUACCCACAUUAGGUUUUGACCUCAGUUCUCCCUUCUUCAUUUAAAAAGGAGAAGAUACAGAACUGAGAUAAUGGAAAUGAUAAAUAAAAAUUCAAAAAUAAUACCAGCAGCUCAGUGAAUAUUUUCUGUUGAGGAACAAAAAAAAUUUGGCAAAAAUACAGACCAUUGAUCAUGUAAAAUGAGUUUGUUUUUUCUAAUGAGUCUAUUUUGUUCAUUUUGGCUGAACUAGCUUCCCCCUUCAUAAGAAAAUUUGGGAACUUCAAUCUAAAAGGUGUAACAAAACACUUCCUAACAUUAAAUGGCUGACUGCUAUGGUUAAUACUUUGGAAGUAUUAUGGAUAAUUUUGUUUAUGCCCCUAGUGCUUACUUGGCUAACUGCUUUAUGAAAGUGGUUCGUUUUCACCUAGGAAAUAAGAAAACAUGCUUAAGAAACAACUAGAGGGCAGCCCUGGUGGCUCAGCGGUUUAGCGCCACCUUUAGCCCAGGGGCGUGAUCCUGGAGACGCGGGAUGGAGUCCCACGUUGGGCUCCCUGCAUGGAGCCUGCUUCUCCCUCUGCCUGUGUCUCUGCCUCUCUCUCUCUCUUUCUCUCUCUUUUUGUGUCUUUCAUGAAUAAAUAAAUAAAAAUCUUUUAAAAAUGGUUAAGAUGGUAAAUUUAAAAAAAAGAAACGACUAGAAAUGCUAUUUAUUACCGUAUAAUAAAUGAAAUCACAACUUACUCGCAUUCUUAAAAUGUCAUAUUAAAAUAAGCUAGUUCUUAUGAGUGAGAGUGUACACACACACCAGUAAUGUAUAUUAACUUACCAUUUAAAUUGGGUCCAGAAAGAUGAUGUGUUGAAAGGUCAUUCCAAAACUUAUUCCAUUAGAGUUUUCUUGAUAACAAAUAGGAAAGUAAAUGUUUCUACCGUGAAUAAAUUAAGCUCUGGGUUUUUGUGUUUUUCAAAAUGAUUUUGUUAGUCUGAAAAUGAAAUAUCAUUGCCCUUGAGUCAAUUAUUUUUCUUUUAACUUAUUUUUCUUUACAGUAUGAAAAAGGCUGUCUUAAAGUACUGUAGCUCUUCUGAAUUUUCAAUAAAAUGUAAUUAAUUUGCUUGCAAAUGCCUUUUUAAAUGAAUUUGUCUUCUAUAAGGUUAAAUGAUAUUGACAAAUGUCAUAAGCUGAAAAUGGCACUAGUAUAUUCUCAUAAUAGCAUUUUAGUCACUCUCUGAUUAAUUCUUUGUCAUGUGAUCUUCAA